AUGGCGGGCUCGGAGCGGCAGCGGCCGCGGCGGCAGGACGACGGAGACUCGGCCGCGGCGGCGGCGGCGGCACCCCUGCAGGACGCGGAGCUGGCCCUGGCUGGCAUCAACAUGCUGCUCAACAACGGCUUCAGGGAGUCGGACCAGCUUUUCAAACAAUACAGAAAUCAUAGCCCAUUAAUGAGUUUUGGAGCCAGCUUCGUCAGUUUUUUGAACGCCAUGAUGACAUUUGAGGAAGAAAAAAUGCAGUUGGCGUGUGAUGACUUAAAGACGACAGAGAAACUGUGUGAAAGCGAAGAGGCUGGAGUAAUUGAAACCAUCAAGAAUAAAAUUAAGAAAAAUGUUGAUGUCCGAAAAUCUGCCCCCUCUAUGGUUGAUCGGCUUCAGAGGCAGAUAAUCAUAGCUGACUGUCAAGUUUAUCUGGCUGUGCUCUCGUUUGUGAAACAAGAAUUGUCAGCCUAUAUAAAAGGUGGGUGGAUCCUUAGGAAAGCCUGGAAGAUUUACAAUAAAUGCUAUCUGGACAUCAGUGCCCUUCAGGAACUGUAUCAGAAGAAGCUAACUGAAGAGCCUUUGACUUCUGAUGCUGCAAAUGAUAAUCACAUUGUGGCUGAAGGGGUGUCUGAGGAGUCUCUAAACAGACUGAAAGGUGCUGUUAGCUUUGGAUAUGGCCUUUUUCACCUUUGCAUAUCCAUGGUGCCCCCCAACCUGCUCAAAAUCAUCAACCUGCUGGGUUUUCCUGGAGACCGCCUGCAAGGGCUUUCUUCACUGAUGUAUGCAAGCGAAAGUAAGGACAUGAAGGCCCCUUUAGCUACAUUGGCUCUGCUCUGGUAUCAUACUGUAGUCCGUCCGUUUUUUGCCUUGGAUGGCAGUGAUAACAAAGCAGGCCUGGAUGAAGCGAAGGAAAUUCUUCUCAAAAAAGAAGCUGCUUAUCCAAAUUCUUCCCUCUUCAUGUUUUUCAAGGGACGCAUACAACGAUUAGAGUGUCAAAUCAACAGUGCCUUGACUUCUUUCCAUACCGCCUUGGAGCUUGCGAUAGAUCAGCGAGAAAUCCAACAUGUCUGUCUGUAUGAAAUUGGUUGGUGCAGCAUGAUAGAGCUGAACUUCAAGGAUGCAUUUGAUUCCUUUGAGAGGCUAAAAAACGAGUCCAGGUGGUCGCAGUGCUAUUAUGCCUAUCUAACUGCGGUUUGUCAGGGAGCCACUGGUGACGUGGAUGGGGCACAGAUAGUCUUCAAAGAGGUUCAGAAACUCUUCAAAAGGAAAAACAAUCAGAUUGAACAGUUCUCGGUGAAAAAGGCAGAGAGGUUUCGGAAACAAGCUCCAACCAAAGCACUGUGUGUGCUGGCCUCCAUCGAGGUGUUGUACCUGUGGAAAGCCCUUCCCAACUGUUCCUUCCCCAACCUGCAGAGGAUGAGUCAAGCUUGCCACGCAGUGGAUGAUUCAUCUGUCGUUGGAUUAAAGUAUUUGCUUCUUGGUGCCAUACACAAAUGUCUAGGAAACUCAGAAGAUGCUGUUCAGUUCUUCCAGCGAGCUGUUAAAGAUGAGUUGUGUCGUCAGAAUAACUUAUACGUUCAGCCAUAUGCCUGCUAUGAACUUGGCUGCCUUCUAUUAGACAAACCAGAGACUGUAGCAAGAGGCAGAACUCUACUUCUUCAAGCAAAGGAGGAUUUCUCUGGCUACGACUUUGAAAACAGAUUGCAUGUCCGCAUCCAUGCUGCUCUGGCCUCUCUGAGGGAACUGGUUCCUCAGUGACGACACGGGGUUUCUGCUCUGUCCCUCCCCACCAGGUUCUGCACUUUAAAAUAAAAGCAGAGGACACAGCUCUUCCGAAGAUCGGCUUUUCUUCUGAAAACCACCUGUGCCAGGGACACAUUUUCCCACUUAGGCUGACAUAUUCAAGAUCUCCUCUUUUAAACAUAUAGCUGAGAAGUAAUGAUGAUGAUCCUAGUAAUUAUAACUAACCACCUGGGGAGAGGGCUAAGUGACCUUGCUCAAACAUUUUAGUUUUGUGAUUUAUUAUUUUUAAAAUAAAAUCAAACUAAAUAUUCAACCUGUGAUCUUCUAGGAACGCCUACCUUAAGCACACAUCUGACUGGGUAACGCUAGGAGGUACCUGUAAAAUUAUCAACAGUAUUAUGACAUAGCGUUUAUAUUGUGUUUUGAAAAAAAAAGUGCUUUCUAGUGUUUUCCUUUAUCCUCUAACUUGUGAAUAGCAUAGCACAGCACAGAUAUUCUUAUCCCCAUUGUCUAGACAAUGAAACUCAGGCACAAAAAGGCUAAUUGACUUGUCCCAAUUGAUUAUUCCUGUUAGCAGUGGAGCAAUGACUAGAACGCAGAUCUCCUGAUCCCAGAUAGAAUAUUCUUGUUAAAAAAGUGUUAAUAACCCAGAAUUUUGUCUUCCUUAUUAAAACACAAAUGCUCUUCAGCUGAAGUUGUGUCAUCAAAAAAUGCUUAUCUUCAGAUUGUCUACAAAAUGUUUUACAGUAAUGCACACUUUAUUUCCUUUGAAAGCCAACCAAGUAGGAGCAAAUAG
Messenger RNA from Odobenus rosmarus divergens (Pacific walrus), 2530 nucleotides. RefSeq names its product tetratricopeptide repeat domain 39C (gene TTC39C). The transcript is spliced from 14 exons. Gene Ontology annotation, molecular function: protein binding. Gene Ontology annotation, biological process: cilium assembly; otolith morphogenesis. The record is from RefSeq and is a predicted model, not a curated record. NCBI's taxonomy places the organism in Eukaryota, Metazoa, Chordata, Mammalia, Carnivora, Odobenidae. The coding region runs from base 1 to 1749 and encodes 582 amino acids.